Messenger RNA from Penaeus indicus, 498 nucleotides. RefSeq names its product small ribosomal subunit protein uS8A. The record is from RefSeq and is a predicted model, not a curated record. Gene Ontology annotation, biological process: translation. Bases 89 to 481 code for a protein of 130 amino acids. The transcript has 4 exons. Gene Ontology annotation, molecular function: structural constituent of ribosome. Lineage: Eukaryota; Metazoa; Arthropoda; Malacostraca; Decapoda; Penaeidae. Gene Ontology annotation, cellular component: cytosolic small ribosomal subunit; ribosome.
UAAACAAUAUUGAAAGGUGAGAGGCCUCGGCUGCCCUUUCCGAGUCGGCCAUCUUCCCAGGCGGGCCUUGACAUAAACACGCGUCAAAAUGGUGCGAGUGAAUGCCCUUGCAGAUGCUCUUAGAAGCAUAAACAAUGCUGAGAAGCGUGGAAAGAGACAGGUUCUCAUCAGACCCUGCUCUAAGGUCGUAGUCAAGUUUCUGACGGUGAUGAUGAGGCAUGGUUACAUUGGAGAAUUCGAGAUUGUUGAUGACCACAGGGCUGGCAAGAUUGUAGUAAACCUCACUGGUCGUCUUAUUAAGUGUGGUGUCAUCUCUCCACGUUUUGAUGUAACCAUCAAUUCCAUUGAGAAGUGGACCAACAAUUUGCUUCCAUCUCGUCAGUUUGGCUACAUUGUCUUGACAACUUCUGGCGGAGUUAUGGAUCACGAAGAAGCCAAGAGGAAGCAUCUUGGAGGAAAGAUCCUGGGAUUCUUCUUCUAAAUAAAUUUAUGAAAGAA